This is a messenger RNA of Plectropomus leopardus (leopard coralgrouper), 4106 nucleotides long. It is a transcript of the gene sik3, whose product is annotated as SIK family kinase 3. Lineage: Eukaryota; Metazoa; Chordata; Actinopteri; Perciformes; Serranidae. The record is from RefSeq and is a predicted model, not a curated record. Gene Ontology annotation, molecular function: tau-protein kinase activity; ATP binding. Gene Ontology annotation, biological process: protein phosphorylation; intracellular signal transduction; microtubule cytoskeleton organization. Gene Ontology annotation, cellular component: cytoplasm.
AUGCGCGCUGCGAAAGGCUGCUUGUUGUUACCGCAGAGAGGCGAGAAGAUGGCGGCCGUGUCAAGCGGAGGUGCUGCUGGGUCCGCUGCGGCCGGGAUUACGCACUCUGCCCGACCGACCCACGCAGGCAUGGGCUCCCAGAACCGAGCCCAGCCAUCCUCCGGGAUCAGCCACUCCAGCCGUACCAGCACGGCCACCGGGUGCAUCACCAAUCCUGGCCACACUUCGGCCACCAGGCCCCCCCCAGCCCGAGUGGGCUACUACGAAAUCGAGCGGACCAUCGGCAAGGGAAAUUUCGCGGUUGUUAAACUAGCCACACACAUCAUUACCAAAGCAAAGGUGGCUAUAAAAAUAGUGGAUAAGACUCAGCUGGACGAUGAGAACCUGAAAAAGAUCUUCAGAGAGGUGCAAAUCAUGAAGUUGCUGAAGCACCCCCACAUCAUCCGCCUCUACCAGGUGAUGGAGACAGAGAGGAUGAUCUAUCUGGUAACAGAGUACGCUAGCGGUGGAGAGAUAUUCGACCACCUGGUGGCUCAUGGGCGUAUGGCCGAAAAGGACGCCAGGAAGAAGUUCAAACAGAUUGUGGCAGCGGUCCAUUUCUGUCACUGCCGCAACAUCGUCCACAGAGACCUGAAGGCUGAGAAUCUGCUGCUGGACCACAACCUCAACAUCAAAAUCGCAGAUUUUGGCUUCAGUAACCUGUUUUCUCGAGGACAGCUGUUGAAGACAUGGUGUGGCAGCCCUCCCUAUGCCGCACCAGAACUCUUUGAGGGCAAGGAGUAUGACGGACCCAAAGUAGAUAUAUGGAGCUUAGGUGUGGUGUUAUAUGUAUUGGUGUGCGGUGCCUUGCCUUUCGACGGCAGCACUCUACAAAAUUUGCGGGCACGUGUCCUCAGUGGCAAGUUCCGCAUCCCCUUCUUCAUGUCCACAGACUGUGAGUACUUGAUCAGACACAUGUUAGUGCUGGAGCCCAGCAGACGGUUGACCAUGGAGCAGAUCUGUAAGAACAAGUGGAUGAGACUAGGAGAUCCAGACCCAGACUUUGACAGGUUGAUAGCAGAGUGUGAGCAAGUGAAGACGGAGAGAGAGACGGAGCUCAUCAAUGAGCAGGUGCUGAUAGCCAUGUGUGAGAUGGGUCUGGACCGAGAGUGCACCCUUCAGUCCCUACAAACAGAUGCAUAUGAUCACUACAGUGCCAUCUACAGUUUGCUGGCUGACCGCCUAAAGAAACACAAGACCCUGCGAGUUGCCCCACCCACACCACGCUCCAUUAGCUAUCCCCUUAACGCCGUACAGCAGACGGAUCCACAGGGUAAUCCCGUUAGCAUGACCGUUCCUCACGUCCAGCUCAUCAAUCCAGAGAACCAGAUAGUUGAGCCGGAUGGCAGCAUGGCAUUGGACAGCGAUGAAGGGGAGGAACCAUCUCCGGAGGCCAUGGCUCGCUACCUUUCGAUGAGGCGGCACACUGUGGGAGUACCAGACCAAAGGACAGAGAUGCCGGAGGACCUUCAGAAAAUGCCACCCGGUUUUCCUCGUGGUGCAGUGCCCCAGCCCCCCUUCCCCCCUCUGGCCCCCACUAUGGGCCAAAUGCACACUCUCAUGCCCACGCAGAGCUUGCAGCCCACACAGCAGCUGGAGUACAAGGAGCAGUCGUUGCUGCAGCCACCUACCCUGCAGCUGCUCAAUGGCAUGGGGCCCCUCGGCCGAAGAGCUUCAGACGGUGGGGCCAAUAUUCAACUACACGCUCAACUCCUCAAGAGGCCUCGGGGGCCCUCACCUCUUGUUGCCAGCCCGCACCCUAUCCCUGCGGUAGCUCCGGUGGAUGAGGAGGGUUCAGAUGGAGAACCAGACCAAGAGGCAGUACAGAGGUACCUGGCGAACCGCUCCAAGCGGCACACGACGCACGCGCUCACGAGCACGUCGCAUGGCGAGCCCUCGGCAGAGUCACAGCGGCCCCAGGGCCCCCGCCAGAGGGGGGGCUGGGCCCCCGACAUACACACCCGAUCCAGCUAUAAGGACUGUAAUACCCUUCAUCUCCCUAUGGAGCGCUUCUCCCCUGUCAGACGGUUUUCUGACGGCGCAGCCACCAUCCAGGCCUUCAAGGCUCAUCUUGAGAACAGCAGCCUCAUUAAGCAACUCAAACAGGAGUGUGAGCAGCUCCAGAAAAUGUAUGCUGCCCAGCAGGAUGAACGAUUCCUGGAGCACACCCAGCAACAGCAUAUCCUCUACCAGCAAGAGCAACAAAUCCUCCACCAGCAAAUCCAGGGUCUUUCUUUAGGCCAUGGAGAGAGCCAGCCCAGUCACCUAACCCACCAGCUCCAGAGGUUGCGUAUCCAGCCCUCCAGCCCUCCGCCAACACAUCCCAGCAACCACCUCUUCAGACAGCCCAACCAGAGCCCUCCGCCUGGCUCUGCAGGCAUAAUUCAAGGGCAUGGAGGUCCGUCACCGGUGCAGUACCAGCAUGGUACUCCAGCCCUCUAUCAGGGCCAGAGUGGCAGCCCGCCUCCCACAGGCCUGCCUCGAGUCUCUAUACCAACCAAUCAGCAAGCAGCAUCUGCUCGCCCCACCGUCCCAUUGGCACCGGGUGUACCUCAACAACAGCAGGUGACCAUUCAGGUUCAGGAAGUGGAGCUUGGAGGCGUAGCACAGAGACAGGCCGGCUUUUUGUCCACGCCAGGGCACAGAGUCCUCGGGAAGCAGCUAAGCGCAGACAACGCAGAGACGCACAGUCGCAGCCUUGGCCGCUUCACAUCGGGCUAUGACCAGGCUCAGUUCAAUCCCCACCUCUUCUCUGGCGACGCCGCCGCUGCUGCCGCCUCCCGAGGUGCCUCCAGUGUAGUUGGCUCGUACAGCCCCUACCUGCAAGGAGCCUCCCUCAAAGUCCCCGGCCUGGAGGAUUACCAAAGCGGGGCAGUUGGGACGAGCAACUACGGCACCCCGUCUACACUACAGCAGGCCCUGCUCUCCCCGACUCCUUUGGACUACCGCCCCCCACAACAUCACGUCACUCCCACCCUGCAGGGCCUUCUGUCCCCCCGCCACUCUUUAACAGGCCACGCCGACCCCAGGCUGCCCCCCCAGGACCUGGCUGCCCUGCUAAAGAGGCAGAGCCCCCGGCCGUGCUCGGCGACCCCGACACCACCCAGUGCUGCACCCCAAGAGUAUGGAGAGAUGCUGCUUCUCCGCCAGCUCAGCCAGGGUGAGAGCUUGGAGCCACCAGCACCACAAGGUGCCUCUGGAGGCCAACACUACCACCACCUCCUCCAAAUUCGACCCCCCGACGUCCAGCCACAGCAGCACCCGGCCCAGGCGCCGUGUCCCAGCUUGCCUCACUCGGAGAGCAUGGAGGAGGAUGAGGUGCCAGCUGGCUACCACCACCCACAUGAGGGCUUGCUAGCCAAGGCAGGAGAGUCUCAUGAGCUCCUGGGGCCUCCCCGAGGAGGCACCCCACCCUACAACUCCCCUACACACAGGCAUGGUGGCUACAUCAGGAAUGCUCCAGCAACUAGAGAAUCGGAGCAUGUAGAGUGCAGGCCCCAAGGGCAGGCCAUGGAGGUGCCCGAUCAUAAUGGUGUGGGCUAUUCCCGAGGUCCCCAGGGUGACGCCUUUAGGUCCCGUGGACAGCUGCAGCGCCACCACACCAUCCAGACAUGUGACGAUGCCUAUGAUCAGGCAGAGCCCAUGUCGGGGAUGAGCCUGCUGGCCGGGAAGGCACUAAGCUCCGCUCGCAUGUCGGACAUUCUCAGCCAGACGUCACUGACAGGAAGUCAGCAGCUGCACCAGCGGGAAGAGUCGGUGUGUGAUGCCGAAGGGGAGCUCCAUGCGGCAGCCUGCUACCCCUCCUCCUGCACCAGUGACAUGCUCCUCAGCUAUAAGCCCCCUGACCUGCAGUACAGCAUGGAGCAGGCUGGGGUCUAGCACAGGAAGGGGUGUUUCCUGUGUACAGCGGUCCAUAUCAGCCAUCCUGAGUUGUGUUGACUUGAGUUGAGCAGCAUCACGCCAAACCACCGUUCUCUGCCCAAACGGGGGCGCUCUACGUCCCAUCUGUCUGUCUCCAUCUGUCCUCGGGAGGGCAGUCUGCGCCAGAGAGGGGGAGUGUGGGUGGG